UUCGUUGGUUGCCGCCCUCCUCACUCUUUCCUUUCCUUUCCUUUCUCUCCUGUUCUCGAACUUCGAUGUCGAACCCAAAAACAGAGCAAAAACCCUAGCUUCAUUGAAGCAAAUCGAAUAUUAAUACAUCAUUUUGUUCGUUUUUGGGUUUCAUGCAUUAAUAUCACCCUGAAAGUUCAUCGGUGUACAUUUCUGAGAAACCGGAGGGGCGAACGGAGAACAAAGGGGAUAGAGAGAUCAUAGAGCUCGGAGUCUCCUGAUCCUCCAACAUCAGGUGACUCCGCCAGCUAUACAUCAUCACUGCGACCUUCGUUGAAUACAUAGUUGAUCCCGAGGAAUUUGGUAAGCCUUGAGAAACAUGGCUACUGUGCAAGAUAUCGGCCUUUCAGCUGCAAUUAACAUCCUCUCUGCAAUUGCAUUCCUUGUGGCUUUUGCUGUAUUACGACUUCAACCUAUUAAUGAUAGAGUUUACUUUCCAAAAUGGUACCUUAAGGGUAUAAGAGGCAGUCCGGCACACAACAGAGCUUUUAUGUCCAAAUUCAUUAAUGUAGACUUGAAUACUUACUUAAGGUUUUUGAAUUGGAUGCCUGCUGCAUUAAGGAUGCCUGAACCGGAGCUUAUAGAGCAUGCAGGUUUAGAUUCAGCCAUGUUUGUUCGGAUUUACCUUCUCGGGUUGAAAAUAUUCUUUCCUAUAACUGUCCUUUCCUUCAUGGUCUUGGCUCCUGUAAAUUGGACUGCGGAAACAGUGCCACGUAUUGGGGCAUUGAGAUUGAGUAGUAUUGACAAACUCUCAAUAUCAAAUGUACCUCAUGGAUCUAAGAGAUUUUGGGCCCAUGUCAUUAUGGCUUAUGUUUUCACAUUUUGGACAUUUCGAGUGUUAUACAAUGAAUACAAGAGUGUGGCCAGUAAGAGACUACAGUUUCUUGCUUCAGAGAGUCGCCGUCCUGAUCAAUUCACGGUUCUUGUGAGAAAUAUUCCUCCAGAUCCUGAUGAGUCAGUCAAUGAACAUGUUGAACAUUUCUUUUGCGUAAACCAUCCUGAUCAUUAUCUUACACAUCAGGUUGUACGCAAUGCAAACCAACUUGCUAAAUUGGUAGAGAACAAGAAGAGUUUGCAAAAUUGGCUGAUCUAUUAUCAAAACAAGUAUGAGAAAUAUCCUUCUAAAAGGCCAACUACAAAGACAGGUUUCUGUAGCCUUUGGGGAAAAACUGUGGACGCAAUCAAUUAUUAUGCUGCUGAAAUUGAUAGAUUAAGUGAAGAAGAAAGGGUAGAAAGAGAAAGGAUUCUAAGUGAUUCUACAGCCGUGGUCCCUGCUGCUUUUGUUUCAUUUAGAUCCCGAUGGGGAGCAGCUGUGUGUGCUCAAACUCAACAAUCAAGCAAUUCUACCAUUUGGUUGACAGAAUGGGCUCCAGAGCCACGUGACGUGUAUUGGAAUAACCUUGCAAUACCAUACAUCUCAUUGUCUAUCAGGAGACUGCUCAUGGCUGUUGCUUUAUUUUUCCUGACUUUCUUUUUCAUGAUCCCUAUCACUUUUGUUCAGUCUCUAGCCAACAUGGAUAGCAUUGUGAAGGUCCUUCCAUUUAUGAAGCCACUUGUUAAAAAGAAACUUAUUGCCUCGUUCAUUCAAGGUGUUCUACCAGGCCUUGCAUUAAAGAUAUUCCUCAUUUUACUUCCGACAAUUUUGAUGAUUAUGUCCAAAAUAGAAGGAUUCACAUCACAUUCAUUCUUGGAGAGAAGAUCAGCAGGAAAAUAUCAUUUGUUCAUGCUCAUUAAUGUUUUUCUAGUAAGCGUAAUUGCGGGAACAGCACUUGACCAGCUGCAUUCGUUUUUGAAUCAACCUCCAUCUGAGAUCCCAAAAAUAAUUGGAAUAGCAGUUCCAAGGAGUGCCACAUUCUUUAUCACUUAUAUAAUGGUUGAUGGUUGGGCUGGAGUAGCUGCGGAGAUUGUCAGAUUAGUUCCUUUGGUUAUCUUCCACUUAAAGAAUACAUUUUUGGUUAAAACAGAAAAAGACAGGGAGCAAGCAAUGGAUCCGGGUUGCCUGCAAUUUGCUAUAUCUGAACCUCGAAUGCAACUCUAUUUCUUGCUGGGACUCGUGUACUCUGCUGUCACACCUGUACUUCUUCCGUUCAUAAUUGUAUUCUUUGCAUUUUCCUAUAUGGUUUAUCGUCAUCAGAUUAUCAAUGUAUAUGACCAAAAGUAUGAAAGUGGAGCAAGGUUUUGGCCGGAUGUGCAUCGACGCAUUAUUAUUGGUCUAGGAAUAUCACAGAUUCUACUAAUGGGCUUGUUGAGCACCAAAGAAGCAUCACAGUCAACACCAGCCCUUAUUGCACUUCCGGUUUUAACCAUUUGGUUCCAUUUUUUCUGCAAGGGCCGGUUUGAGUCUGUAUUCACAAAAUUCCCGUUACAGGAUGCAAUGAUAAAGGAUACAUUAGAGAAAGCAACAGACCCGAAUUUUGAUUUGAAAUCGUAUCUCCGUGGUGCAUAUAUACAUCCUGAUUUCAAGGUGACUGAGUUGGAGCAGUCGCCGGAAUGGAUAGAGGAGGAAGAUGACCAUUCGCUCGUUCCCACCAAGAGGUCUCAAAAGGGAAGUAAACGUGAAUCGGCUGAGAGCAGUAUUGGGAGCUCCUAUUGUUGAAAAUUUCCCACCAAAAAGAAAGAACAAAUCAUAGAAAAUGUCAUUUGGUUAACAUUGAUUAUAUAUAUACAAUAUCAAUUGUUCCAUUUUUAUAUAUGGAUAAGAAUGGUAUUCCUUUUCCACAUACCUAUAGAGCCAAAUUGGUACUAUAAAACUAU
Messenger RNA from Impatiens glandulifera, 2793 nucleotides. RefSeq names its product CSC1-like protein At4g02900. The record is from RefSeq and is a predicted model, not a curated record. Gene Ontology annotation, molecular function: calcium-activated cation channel activity. Gene Ontology annotation, cellular component: plasma membrane. Bases 359 to 2635 code for a protein of 758 amino acids. NCBI's taxonomy places the organism in Eukaryota, Viridiplantae, Streptophyta, Magnoliopsida, Ericales, Balsaminaceae. The transcript has 12 exons.